Molecule: messenger RNA, 2921 nt
Organism: Umbelopsis ramanniana AG
Lineage: Eukaryota; Fungi; Mucoromycota; Umbelopsidomycetes; Umbelopsidales; Umbelopsidaceae
Exons: 16
Coding region: 44-2803 (919 amino acids)
Biological process (GO): mitotic cell cycle; DNA repair; DNA-templated DNA replication
Cellular component (GO): nuclear replication fork
Molecular function (GO): protein binding; chromatin binding
Source: RefSeq, a predicted model, not a curated record
CGCGUCUUAUUUCAACAGGUACUCAAGAACCAUAGUUACCACCAUGAAACCAUCGCUCAAUCAGCGUUAUGCUCAUGCGGAAGGGCAUACUGUCGUAAAAUAUACAGUAGACGGAAGUGCAAUUAUCACUGCUGGCAGCGAUUCUUUGAUUCGAGUUUUCAAAACUGCUAAAGAUGAACGAGAUGCAGCAGCUACAACCAUAGACAAGCAUUCUGAAGCCAUACAAAGCAUUGCCGUUCAUCGCUCUAGCUUUGCCACUGCCGGUGAUGACGGUAUUGUCUGCGUCUUUGGCAACAGCACUCUUGAUUUCGAAAAGAUGUUGGUAAGAAGCAUAUCUGCCGUUCGCAUGAUUAGCUACAGCCCAACUGGAUCCAAAAUUGCUGUGGCAUCCGAUGAAGAGACUAUUAGAAUGUUCAAUGUGAACGAUAUUUCAAUUGUCAUUCCUAUCAAAGGACACAAGAAAUUCGUAAAAUGUGUAGAGUUCGAUCCUAAAGGCGACUUCUUGAUAUCUUCUGCCUGUGAUGGUGAAGUGCGCGUGUGGGAUUUGGACAGUGCGGAAGGCGGCGUCUCGUGUGUAGCUACAUUACCAUCGAUCGCACCAUCAACGGAUCAAGAUUCUAAUAUCAGGGCAACAGUUUCUUGGAGACCAAAUGGCGCUGCCUUUGCAGUCCCAGGAAAGAACAAAGAUGUUCAAUUGAUUGGUAGAGGGACAUGGCAACCCAUAGCUGUACUCAAGGAUGGUCAUGAUGAGAAUAUUACAACCCUCGAUUGGUCACCUAAUGGCAACUAUUUGGCAACUGCUACAACAUCUGGUCAAGUGUGUAUAUGGGAUAUCUCUGAGAAAGAGAUUGUGGCCAAGUAUCAAAAUGCAAUUGAAGUUUCAGGACUAUCAUGGCACCCCACUGGAAAUGUGCUGGCUUUCACUGAUAGAUAUGGCCAAAUGACCACGUGGGAGGACGUUGUCCCAAUGCAAGAAAAGACACUACCUCAUCCAGCUCUGGCCCACGCUACUAUCUCACAUGAGGAAGUUGAUGAACUUUUUGGUGAACGACGAGAACCAAAUGGCAGUCGAAGACAGCGAGGUAUCGAUGAUAUGGAUCGAGAUGACGGAGAGGACAAUAUGUCCGACCUUGAUGACUUUGUCAUCGACGAUGAAGAUGCCGAUAUUGGUGCUAUCAGACAACACCAACCCCGGUCGACUAAUGGUGCGAAUGCUAGCACGUCUGUCAUACAACAAUUGCUCUCUGCUCCACAACAGCCGUUCCAAUCAGGCUCAACGCCUUACAAGCAUACCAAUGAUAGAGGAGAGCCAUUGGAGGGGGAAAGACGAUAUUUGGCUUUCAAUAUGGUUGGCGUGAUCUAUACCAUUUUCCAAGGAACUCAUUCUGUCAUCAAUGUUGAAUUCCAUGACAAGUCACAAAACCGAAACUUUCAUUUCCAAGAUUACUUCAACUAUUCAAUGGCAGCACUUGGCAAAAAGGGAGCGGUUUUCGCUGUAGAAGCUAGUGAUUCUGUGCAAAGGGAAAAUGAUGAAGGCGAAGAGCAGCCUGGUAGGAACCCAUCCAGAAUCUACUAUCGUGCCCUCGGCGGCCUUGCGGAUAAUGCUGAAUGGAGCAUGCGAUUACCUGACGGAGAGGAAGUCAUUGCACUUGCUGUCAAUGAUGUUUCAGUGAUAGUGGCGACAUCUGCCAACUACAUUCGCAUUUUCACUCUGUCUGGACUUCAAGUCCAUAUCUUUAACCUUUCCAACAUGGUGGCUAUUGCUGCAGCUGCUGAUCUUGCCCUAUUGGUGUAUCAUGGAGGAAUUGGUGUGAAAGGUGAACCAAAGUUGGAGUGUUUGGUUUACAAUACUGACAAAAUGGAAACAAUACAAAGAAAUGUUAUGGUGACAAGCCCGGGAGCCACCAUUCAAUGGAUUGGCUUUUCAGAAACAUCGCUUCCAGCGUCUUGUGACUCAAACGGUAUUCUAAGCGUCCUUUUCAAGCAAAGACGGCCCGAUCAAGCUACGUGGGUACCGGUGUUUGAUGGCAGCAAGGUUGCUCAAGAAAGAGGCUUGGAUGAACAUUAUUGGCCUGUUGGGUUACUACGUGAUCAAAUAAUGUGUCUAGUGUUGAAGGGCAAGACCAACCAGUAUCCAGCAUUCCCUCGUCCAGUCAUAAGCAACAUUAUACUUCAAAUGCCGUUCUUACACAUGGACACAGAGACCACCAAGCUAGAAGAAAGCUAUGUUCGAACGAACAUCAUGUCUACACACGAGCGAGACGAAGCUACCGCUACUUCACAAGAAGAUGAAUUCCACAAAAUACUCAGCAAUGCUGACGUUGAAAUGGACAAGACACUACUAAGGUUGAUACAGUUUGCAUGUAAAGCGGAAAAAUCCCAAAGAGCUAUUGAUAUUGCAAAAUCAUUGCAUCUCUCUCGUUCAUUGGAUGCUGCCGUAAAGAUAGCUACGCACCACCGAAUGCCCGCUUUGGCUGAACGAUUUAAUCAAAUUAAAGAGACUAAAUUUAUGUCGUCUAUUAAUGACGACUUGACAUCGUCGUUCGAGAGUCAGACAUUAAAUCAAGGACCACGGAUAUUUUCAUCAUCGAACUCCUCCCUUUCAAGUCAACUGGCGUUCCAGGAACCUACACCAUCACUCUUUUCACCUAGUGUGCGUAACAUUAAAUUGGCCCAACGAAAACGCGAUCAACUCCUCUCGCAAGACACUGACAGUGACAUGGAUAAUAUACCUGGAUCGCCGGCGCGAAAGAAAACUCGUGAAGGGCAAGCAUCCCCUAUCCCCAGUAGAACUCUUUUGUAAUAAUAAUAAAAAAAAAAAGUGCGGAAGCGUGAAGUGAAUUAGUUGAGCAUUGAAACUCCCCUUACUUCUACUAUGAAGAUCACACAGGCAAAUUUUUUGACCCCGAAAGAUGGUCCAG